Messenger RNA from Sitophilus oryzae (rice weevil), 2750 nucleotides. Its product is annotated as LIM and SH3 domain protein F42H10.3. Lineage: Eukaryota; Metazoa; Arthropoda; Insecta; Coleoptera; Curculionidae. The record is from RefSeq and is a predicted model, not a curated record. Gene Ontology annotation, cellular component: focal adhesion. The transcript is spliced from 5 exons. Gene Ontology annotation, molecular function: actin filament binding. Bases 162 to 1076 code for a protein of 304 amino acids.
GUGACAGGUGACAGUUAAUAUUGACACUUGUUCAUACGACAAAAAAGUGGCAAGCGGGUUGGGCUGUUCGUGUUUCAUUUAAUUCUAGAAAAAAAAUCAUUUAUAUUUAGUGUAUAAAAUACAUAUUUUAUAAAUUUAAAGUGUAGCAAACUUUCUACGAAAUGAAUAAACGUUGCGCUCGGUGUGAAAAGACAGUGUACCCCACGGAGGAACAGAAAUGUUUGGACAAGGUAUGGCACAAGCUGUGCUUCAAAUGCAAGGACUGUGGAAUGGCACUUAACAUGCGUAACUAUAAAGGUUUUAAUAAAGAACCUUAUUGUGAAGCGCAUGUACCUAAAGCGAAGGCUACUACAAUGGCCGAAACUCCCGAAUUGAGAAGAAUAGCAGAAAAUACUAAAUUACAAUCUAAUGUUAAGUAUCAUGCAGACUUUGAGAAAGCUAAAGGAAAGUUCACUCAGGUGGCCGACGAUCCUGAAAUCUUGAGAAUCAGACAAAACACAAAAAUUAUAAGUAAUGUAGCCUACCACGGUGAACUCCAGCGCAAAGCGGAAAUGGAACAGAGGCGACAGUUGAACGAGAACGGCAACUCCGAAGAGGUACCGGUCGCGAGGAACGUGGCCAAGACCACCAUAGUCACCAACAACACGAUACCUGCCGUAGUACCCACCAUCCAGGCGCCCGUACAGCACCCCAACAUCGGAAAAAUAGCUGAUUACGACCCACAAGCUCCUUCAGGGACUCAGUUCCAGAGUCCGUACUCGUCUCGGAACUCGCAAACGUUGAUUUACAAUUCCGAGGUGGGGGGAAGUGUCAUAGAUCAGCCGCCAAAUAGGCAGGUGGGGUCUGUGCACGAUAUGGAUCCUGUAAACCACAAUUACGGUACGCUGGGUAUGGGGAGAGUUUACAGGGCUAUGUACGACUACGAAGCACAAGACGAGGACGAGGUCAGCUUCAUUGACGGCGAUCUGAUCAUCAACGUCAGUAGCAUUGACAGGGGUUGGAUGACAGGCCAAGUGCAGCGCACAGGUCAGGUGGGAAUGUUACCGGCCAACUACGUCCAGUUAGCCAACAUUUAACUCUGAAAAUCCCCAACUUUACAUACCGGGAUCAAAAGUUAGUUGUCACAAUACAACCGGUAUAUUUUGGUAUUGGUAAAAACAUUAAUCAAGGCAAUACUAAAACAUAUCAUAUUAUGUAUAUGUUACAGUGAAAGUCAGUGAUUGUUAACAUUCACUAGGAAAUGCUAACAAUUUAAACGCAUUGGACCAGUGAAUGUGGUAUUUUAAAGAGAUUUGUCGACUUUUCCUAGUAAUUUCUAACAUUCACUAUAGUGAAAGUAACAUUUACUAAAGGUUGCCAGUAAAAGUUAUUCUAUUGUACAGGGCGAGUGUGGUGUGGAAAAAUGUUGGUGGAAGUUAGAACAAAUAAAAUGUUUAAGAAUAUUGGAUCACCAAUAUUCAAGCUGUCCACAUAUCUUAAAAUUACAAUUUACUUCUUUAGUAUAUUUAUUAAAAAAUAUAGAAAAUAACCUUCUAAAUAUUAAAAGGGAAAACAUAGUAAACAUUUUAAAGCCUACAAAACAAUUAAAAAAAACAUUGAUAAAUAUAAGAUUACUUAUUGUGUACAAGGUUUUUUUUUAAUAAAGUUUUUCAUUGUGGACAAAAUAAAGUAUACAAAAAAAUCCGCUACUUCGAGCAUAUCAAAACGUUUAAUAAAUUCAUAGUCACUAGGUUCCUUAAUAUCUUUUUCUCUUGUACGCUUAACUUUUGCUAUAACUUCAUUAUAUUGCAAAAAUAAAAAACAAGCACUUUUACAUUCUUGCGAGUGCCUAGUUUGCCUUAAUUUUUCACAGAAAAGUUCCUCCAUAGGGAAAAUACUGCACAUCACUUUUUACAAGGAUAACAAAACAACAAUUAUACAUAACCACAAAAAACAAAGCGAAUUUACGCCAGAUGUCUGUCAACGUUGUCAACGUUUAGCUCAAUUUAAUGUUACCCUUAUAUUGCCUAUUAUUCAACUUAUCCUUAUUUAUCUUUAUAUUUUACAACAUGUGGCAACGACGGUAAUUCACUAGUAAAAGUUGGUUUCAAAAAUAGCUGUUUAACUUUUACUAACGUAGUCCUAGCAAAUCAUUGAAUGUGAGCUUUUACUAGUAAUUGUUAACAAUAACUGAUUUCCAACUUUUACUGUAACAUAUACUACAUUCUCUAAAACGAUUUUUGUAUUAAUACUGUUUUGGUAGAUUUAUUUUUAUCGACCUAGGUAGUCUUUCUAAUACUCAUAGAAAUACCACUUAUUUAUUAUCUAUUUUUAUUAAAUGUAAGUUAAGCAUAAAAAAAUAGUGAUUGAUGUAUAAUACAAAAAUCAUUUUGGUUGUGCAAUAGUUACAUAAUACAGGGGGACCAAUUAUUUGAAUUCUUUUGUGUUUUUUUUCGAAUACGUCAGAUAUACAUCAUCAACGUUAUUAUAAAGAUAACUGUACAUACAUAGUACCUUAAAAUUAGGUUAGUUUUUUUCCAAUAUCAUCCAAUUUCGCUGUACUUGCCAUUGUACAUACAUAAAAAAAAAAAAACUGAAAACCUAAUCUUAUUUUUAUUACUGAUGACCCAUGCUUUAUAGUUUCUAAGACAGUCUUUGGAUUAUACUGGUAAAGAAUGUAAUUUAUUUAUUUUUUAUAUUUAAAAUUGUUUUUGAAAAUAGUGUGAUGCAUUUGGACUACUGCAAAAUUUUCGUCACUAUACCUUGACAUU